GCGGUGACGAACAUUUCAUAAGCCGAUCAAAUAAUCAUUCAUAAAGACUGUAUACAAUGCACUUUCGCGGCUAUCUAUAUCUACUCUCACUACUAUCAUAAUUUAUUAUCAGAGAUUUAGAGUGGCUUUUAUUAUUAUUCCCUAUUAUCGUUAAUCAUAUAACAAUAUUUAUGCAAAACAAAACCUAUCUAACAAAUCAGUACUAAUUGGUUGUCUUGUCACAUUUCUAGUAAAUCUACGACGUAGUGAUGUGCAUUACAUUCAUUGAAACAAAUCCUAAUCCUAAAAAUGGUGAAUAUAGGUUAAUUAUAGCAUCAAACCGAGAUGAAUUUUAUAAACGACCAUCCAAACAAGCUUUUAUCUGUCCUGAUACUAAAAUUAUCGGAGGUAGAGACCUUGAAGAAAAUCGAGAAAAUGGCAUGUGGUUAGGUCUGAGGGUAGAUGAAAAAAAGCAAAUACUACGCUUCGGUUGCCUAUUGAAUGUUACAGGCGAGGAAAAGAACGCCAAUGUGCAAAGCAGAGGAUUUAUUGUUCCGAACUACUUAAAAACCAAAGAUUCUCCAAUACUCUUCUUUGAGAAUUUAUUGAAAAGCGGUGAAUUUAACGCUUUCAAUUUGGUCUCUGUAGAAUUGAACAAAAAGGAAGUUACCACUUAUUUUUUAAGCAACACUCCAAAUCAAGUUUGCAAAUUUUCGGGAGAACAAACACUUGGUUUUGGUAAUUCACCUAUUAAUCGACCUUUAACCAAAGUCAGAAAUGGCCGAUAUAAAUUUAAAGAGAUAAUACAAACCUCUAAAUCAAAGGAAGAACUUAAAAACGCCCUUUUGAAGCUAUUGAAAUCUAGUGAAAAAAAUCUACCAGAUCCUGAAUUACAAAGAAGAGCUCCCCAAGCUUUCGAACAGUUAUCAUCUAUCUAUGUAGACAUAAAAAAAAUGUAUGGUACAAGAACACAUUCCAUAAUUUUAGUGGAUAAAGAUUGGAAUAUAGAAUUUCACGAAGAUACCAUGGAUUCGCCUAUCAAUCCAGAAGAUAUAAUUUGGAAAACUUCUUCGAUUAAAAGCAAUUUAUGAAAA
Molecule: messenger RNA, 1073 nt
Organism: Harmonia axyridis
Lineage: Eukaryota; Metazoa; Arthropoda; Insecta; Coleoptera; Coccinellidae
Gene: Tango2
Product: transport and Golgi organization protein 2
Exons: 5
Coding region: 249-1070 (273 amino acids)
Biological process (GO): protein secretion; Golgi organization
Cellular component (GO): Golgi apparatus
Source: RefSeq, a predicted model, not a curated record